UAAAUGACCUCGGUAACAUUGGAAAACUCCGGUCGGAAUCCUGUACCUAUUUUUCGCCUAUCAGCAUUGAAUUUGAAUCGAAGAAACGCCCACGCACACGUUCAUCUUCCUUUUCUGUUUCUCAACCCAACAUCGUGUUCUUUACUUAUCUUCGAUCCACAGGUGCCUGAUCCUCUGCUUCGGGCACACACGUUCCCAGGUUAAAUGGCGAGGAUUAAACCUCAGGCUCUGCUACAGCAAAGCAAAAGGAAGAAGGGCCCUUCUCGCAUAAGUGCUACGACUGUUUUAUUUUAUCUUUUGAUUCUGACCUUGGUUGGGUUUUUCCUAUUUGCUUCCUACAGACAUUGGUCCAACAGGUCAAGAUUGCAAUCAGAAAGUCAUAUGUCCAUCUCCGAGGGUGACAAUAACUCUGUGGACUCCAAGAAAUCUGAACUGCCUGGCUAUGCUGUUUUAAAUACCUCUAAAGGUUCUAUAAUAAUAGAACUGCACAAGGAAACUGCUCCUGAAGUUGUUGAUGAAUUCAUUGACUUAUGUCAAAAAGGGCACUUCAAGGGGAUGCUUUUUCACCUAGUAAUUAAGCACUAUGUGAUUCAGGCAGGGGAUAACCAUGGAGCUGGAGCUACUGAAGAUUGGAACUUGAGAGGAAAGCAACAUGCUAUUUCUAGUAUGAAACAUGAAGCAUUCAUGCUGGGGACUUCCAAGGGAAAACACAACCACAAAGGAUUUGAUCUUUUCAUUACAACUGCACCUAUACCAGAUUUAAACGAGAAACUUAUUGUUUUUGGGCAAGUCAUCAAGGGAGAGGACGUUGUGCAGGAAAUUGAAGAAGUGGAUACAGAUGAACAUUACAAACCUAAAAUAUCAAUUGGGAUUCUUGAUGUUACUCUUAAACAGAAGGUCUGAAGGUUCUCUCUGCUAGAUAACGAGCUGUGAUACUUUUUACCUGUUUUGGGACACUGGUCAAAUAUUUUGUACAGGGAUGAACCUUGAGGAAUUCGCCUUGGUUCAUCUACCAAGUGUCUGAGCCUUCAUGUUGUUUUUCUUAUUGGAUUUUUAGUUAACACAGAUUAUGCAAUUACUUUGUCUUGCCUCAUGUCAUUUUUUUUUUUAAAUUGGGAGAAUGAGUGGGUUAGAUUUGUAGGCAGAGUUUUGAAUUUUGCUUGUGAAAGCAUCACAUUUUUAUUUGGCAUUACUUUUCACCUGUAACCUUAUUGAGAUCAGAAGAUUACUUCCCUAUGUACUUCCUGACUUGAUCUGUCUUCUUGUAUGUUUUCAUUGAUGGUCAAUUUGGUGGUG
Molecule: messenger RNA, 1296 nt
Organism: Vigna umbellata (rice bean)
Lineage: Eukaryota; Viridiplantae; Streptophyta; Magnoliopsida; Fabales; Fabaceae
Product: peptidyl-prolyl cis-trans isomerase CYP21-4
Biological process (GO): protein peptidyl-prolyl isomerization
Molecular function (GO): peptidyl-prolyl cis-trans isomerase activity
Source: RefSeq, a predicted model, not a curated record